UGAGGCGCCGGCGGUUCGGGGAGCUCUCUCCGCUCGGCUUCCCUUCCUUGGCGCCUGAGGGGAGCGGUUCCGCACAGCUUAGCGGCGUUGGGGUAGAGGAGGGAGAGGAGAAGGUCUCUUAGGGCUGUAUCUUUUCUUAACGCCCCCCUCCCCCCUCCGGGUCCUGGCCCAGCUGGGGCCUAGGGGCAGGCUAGGCCGCGGUGGGGCUGGGGGCCUGGUGCUCCGUGAGGGGCCUCCCCGCCUUCCGCGGCCUGUGGGCAGCCUCUGGCUUGGGCUGGGGUUGUGGGGACUCUGCUCCACUCCCUGGGCUGGGUUUUGGGGACUCUGCUCUGCUCCCUGGGCCUCGGCCCUCUGGGGUGCCUCACCGCAGAAGGAGCUCCCUGGGUCUGCAGCCCUGCUUUUUGGGCUGCCCAGCCUUCUUUCUGCUUCCCUGCAGGGUGGAGAAUUAGCUAGGGAAGGAUUGUUACUGUUAACACAGCCUUCCGAUGGUAAAAGGAGUGAGUGCUGUUACAUUAGGCAGCUAGAAGCAGGAAGAUUGAGGUAGGGACUUGCCCAAAGUGCAAAAUUGAGUAAGUACUGAAGUGCAAAAUUGUCUUUUCCCCCUUCUAGCCCAAGUUUUUCAUAUGUGCUGGGCAGAAUGAUUUUUCUGUGUGACAAAUAGCAUCACUGCUUGAAAAUGUAAAGGAUUCUUAGGCUGAGAUCUUUGGAAAGGAUUUAAGGGUGUAGGAGAUCCACCUGAAUGUGCUGCCGAACUGAGGGUUAAAGUAACAGCAUUAGUAAACCAUUGGAAGAAGUGUUCAUUAUAGUCAUUGUCACUUGAAGACCAAUCAUCUGCAUUAGAAUGUAAAGGCAGAAAGCCACAGGAUUUACUUUGAGAGAGUUGAACAAGUCUGUUGAAGCCAGCUCUUGAAUUUAUUUUGCUGCUGGAAAUUGCUACCCAUCUCAAGAUGGAAGAACCAGUGCUUGAUAAAAUGCCGUCUUUGUGCCAUACUCCAAAGGAUUCUGGGACAGCAGCUCCACAGGGAACUAGUUCAGGGAAACAGCCAAUGAGUGCAGCUCUGAGGGAGCGAUUAAGGAAAACAAGACGUUCAUUUAAUGCUAAUUUUACAGUUGCAAAGCGGCUCAAAAUAGACACUCAAGAAAAAGACUGUGCUGAUGCUGACAGAGAGUGCCUGCCAAAGACAAGUACAGAUUGUUCCAGAUUACAAGAUGGUUCUGAAAACCUGGAAAGAAACAGCACUGGACAUACAUGUUUCAAAAGUCCCUCACAGGACAGACAGAGUGGUCUCUGUGGAUCAGCAGAGAAUUCUGAUGAGCUACAGGGUGAGCUUAGUCAGCAACAGUCCCUGGAAGUAAAAUUAAGGCUGGUGAAACAAGUGCAAGAGAAGGAAGAACUACUUCGAAGGCUCAAACUGGUUAAGAUGUAUCGAUCUAAGAACAACCUGUCUGAACUGCAGGCUUUGAUAGUGAAGUGGAGAAGUAGUACCCAGCUGAUGCUGUAUGAACUACAGUCAGCCUUUUCUGCUGAUGGCAAGAAAGUGAGUCUCACUCAGCUGAUAGAUACUUUUGGAUUAGAGGACCGGUUAUUGCACUACAGCAGAACAGAAGAAGACUUUGUAGAUGCAUGAUAUAAUGGUGCAAAACUUUCAAUUACACACGCAUAAGCAGAAAAGACUGAAUGGACUCUGAUGAUGGAAGAAGUGUUGAUCAGACAGUGGGCUUGAUGCUUUGAAGUGAGGAGAGAUACCUGUGAAGCUGUGUACAGUAGGCACUGUAAAAACCACUACUUAAUGGAAAAGAUGAAAGUCAUGCUGUUUUGGAAGACCUGGCUUGAUAAUUUGAUCAGUGAAUAGUUAUUCAAUAAAAAUAAAAUGAAAUCAAGUCCUACUUUAACAGGUAGAAGGCAGUCCGUUCUUUAAUUAGUCUUUGCGUGCUUACUUGUCUUGGAAUAAUGAGCUCAAAUUAAUUGUCACUUCUGUUGAUGUACAGAUGGGGAAGAGUUCAGUUCUUUGUUCAUAGAUACAUCCCCAUUUUACAAAUGUCUUCCUGCUGACAGCAUUUUGUGAGUUAAGUAAAGAUAACUAAUUUUCAUGUUGUUAAUAUUCUGAAGCUGCAAUGAGAUGUUUAAUUAUUACUGAGGGAAAUGUGCCAUAAUGCAGUCAUCUUCAGAUAUUGGUCCAGAAGUUGUCUUUAGGGAAAGCUUUCUCUUAAGCCUUCUGCCUCAGCCUGAGAUAAUAGAAGGCAAGAAAAUGGCAACCACCAUCUGGCUAUUCUACUACUUGAUGUGAAAGCCAAGGUGUUUUCUCUUCAAAUAAAGAAGAAAAAC
This is a messenger RNA of Calidris pugnax (ruff), 2326 nucleotides long. RefSeq names its product SWI5-dependent homologous recombination repair protein 1 (gene SFR1). The coding region runs from base 948 to 1628 and encodes 226 amino acids. The transcript has 4 exons. NCBI's taxonomy places the organism in Eukaryota, Metazoa, Chordata, Aves, Charadriiformes, Scolopacidae. The record is from RefSeq and is a predicted model, not a curated record. Gene Ontology annotation, biological process: double-strand break repair via homologous recombination; positive regulation of DNA-templated transcription. Gene Ontology annotation, cellular component: Swi5-Sfr1 complex.